Trichechus manatus latirostris (Florida manatee) is the source of this 4317-nucleotide messenger RNA. Its product is annotated as zinc finger protein 271-like. Gene Ontology annotation, cellular component: nucleus. The record is from RefSeq and is a predicted model, not a curated record. Gene Ontology annotation, biological process: regulation of transcription by RNA polymerase II. Gene Ontology annotation, molecular function: RNA polymerase II cis-regulatory region sequence-specific DNA binding; DNA-binding transcription activator activity, RNA polymerase II-specific. NCBI's taxonomy places the organism in Eukaryota, Metazoa, Chordata, Mammalia, Sirenia, Trichechidae.
CUGGGCGCACUGGUUCUGUGCUUCGCUCGCUGUUGGCUCCAGGGCUUCGCAGUGAGGGACGCAGGCCUUGAGGGGAGGGAGGACGGAAAGGGUGCGCUGCCCGGCGGUGGGUGCAGUGUGGAGGAGCCCGGCCUCUCUUUCAGCCUGUUGCAGAGUCGCGGUUCUUUGUCGUGGAGGCGGCUCUGAGCGUCUUGGGGACUCAGAGGACGCCGGCACUCAAUCCCCUGCUUUCCGGAGAAAGCACAGUAAUUCCCUACACCUGUGACUUCAAGAACGCAGUGGUUUAACCGGGGAUAUAAAAAUAGAAAGGAAAGCCUUUGAAAGACGAAAUACUAAAGGAAACUGUGAAGCACAGAACCCAGUUGUAGCAAGCAUUUUGCUAAGCUGUUUCAGCCUAGAAUGGCUAUGGAAUCCAAAGCACUUUCAACCCUGGUAACUCAGGAUCCUCAGGAACAAGAACUAAUAGUAGUGAAAGUAGAAGAGGGCCUUUCCUGGGGUCAGAAAUCUAAACAGGAUGGGAGUGCCCAGUCCUGCCAAGAAAUGUUUCGCCAGCAGUUCAGAAAGUUUUGCUACAAGGAGACACCUGGGCCUCGGGAGGCUCUGGGCCGACUUCACGAGCUUUGCUAUCAGUGGCUGAUGCCAGAGUUGCACACAAAGGAGCAGAUCCUGGAGCUGCUGGUGUUGGAACAGUUCCUGAGCAUCCUGCCUGAGGAGCUGCAGGUCUGGGUUCAGCAACAGAGUCCAAAAAGCGGCGAGGAAGCUGUGACCCUGUUGGAGGAUUUGGAGAGAGAGUUUGAUGAUCCAGGGCAACAGGUUCCAGCUAGUCUUCAGGGUCCAGCAGUGCCGUGGAAGGAUUUGACAUCUCUUGGAGCGUCCCAGGAGUCAACAAACGUCCAACUCCAGCCUUUAAAGACACAACUGAAAUCCUGGGAACCUUGCCUGUCCCUCAAAAGUGAUUGUAAGAACAAUGAGUCAACAACAAAGGAGGAAGUUUUGGGAGAAAAAUCACAAGGACUCGCCCAGGAACCUUCAUUUCGAGAAGUUAGUGAAUGUGAAAACCAUUUAGAGUGGCAGCAAGGAAGUGCUACAGGGGCGAAAUUAAGGAGGUUCUCUUCUCAAGGAGACAGUUUUAGUCAAGUGAUCUUCACACAUGAAUCUCUAGGAAAGAGAGACCAGCAUGGUAAUCCUCAAAGUAGCUUGAUUCUAAGUACAAACACUUUAUCAUAUCAGAAAGUUCAUAUAGAAGAGAGACCUUAUAGAUGUGAUGUAUGUGGGCACAGCUUCACACAGCAUUCCUCUCUAACGCAGCAUCAAAGAAUCCAUACUGGAGAAAAGCCUUACAAGUGUAACCAGUGUGGGAAGGCCUUUAGUUUGAAGUCAUACCUUAUUAUUCAUCAGAGGAUUCAUAGUGGAGAGAGAGCAUACAAAUGCAGUGAAUGUGGGAAAGCCUUUAAUCAGAGAUCAGCCCUUAUUAGACAUCAGAAAAUUCAUACUGGUGAGAAACCUUGUAAAUGUAAUGAAUGUGGCAAAGCAUUCAGUCAGAGUUCAUAUCUAAUUAUGCAUCAGCGAAUUCAUACAGGAGAGAGACCUUAUGAAUGUAACGAAUGUGGAAAAGCUUUCAGGCAGAGCUCAGACUUGAUUACCCAUCAGAGGAUACACAGUGGAGAGAAACCCUAUGAAUGUAGUGAAUGUGGAAAAGCCUUCAGUUUCAGCUCAAACCUCAUCAGACAUCAGAGAAUUCACAGUGGAGAGGAACCUUAUCGGUGUAAUGAAUGUGGCAAAGCCUUCAAAAGGAGCUCAGCCCUUACUCAGCAUCAGAGAAUCCACUCUGGGGAUGAAAAACCCUAUGAAUGUGAUAAGUGUGGAAAGGCCUUUAGUGUAAGCUCAGCCUUGGUUCUGCAUCAGAGAAUUCAUACUGGGGAGAAACCCUAUACUUGUAAUUGGUGUAUUAAAAGUUUCAGUCGGAGCUCAGACCUUAUUAAACAUGAAAGAGUCCACACUGGUGAAAAACCUUAUAAAUGUGAUGAAUGUGGUAAAGCCUUCAGUCAGAGCUCAGAUCUUAUUAUACAUCAGAGAAUCCAUACAGGAGAAAAACCCUAUCAAUGUAAUCAUUGUAGUAAAAGUUUUAGCCAGCGCUCAGACCUGGUUAAACACCAGAGAAUCCAUACUGGAGAGAAGCCUUAUACAUGUAAUCAAUGCAAUAAACAUUUUAGUCAGAGUUCUGAUGUUAUAAAACAUCAAAGAAUACACACUGGUGAAAAACCGUAUAAAUGUGAUGUGUGUGGAAAAGCCUUCAGUCAGAGUUCAGAUCUUAUUUUACAUCAGAGAAUCCACACUGGAGAGAAACCAUAUCCAUGUAAUCAGUGUAGUAAAAGUUUUAGUCAGAACUCAGACCUUAUAAAACAUCGAAGAAUCCACACUGGAGAGAAACCCUAUAAAUGCAGUGAAUGUGGAAAAGCUUUUAAUCAGAGCUCAGUUCUUAUUCUCCAUCAAAGAAUUCACACUGGAGAGAAACCAUAUCCGUGUAAUCAAUGUAGCAAAACCUUCAGUAGGCUUUCAGAUCUUAUUAAUCAUCAACGAAUUCACACUGGAGAGAAACCUUACCCGUGUAAUCAGUGCAGUAAAAUGUUUAGUCGAAGAUCAGAUCUUGUUAAACAUCAUAGAAUUCAUACAGGUGAGAAACCCUAUGAAUGUGAUGAAUGUGGGAAAAACUUUAGUCAGAGCUCAAACCUUGUUCUACACCAGAGAAUCCACACUGGAGAGAAACCCUAUCCAUGUAGUGAUUGUACUAAAAGUUUUAGUCGUCGUUCAGACCUUGUUAAACAUCAAAGAAUACACACUGGAGAGAAACCUUAUACAUGUAAUCAGUGCGAUAAAAGUUUUAGCCAAAGCUCAGACCUCACUAAACAUCAGAGAGUACACUCUGGGGAAAAGCCCUAUCAUUGUGAUAGUUGUGAGAAAGCCUUCAGUCAGAGUUCUGACCUUAUUCUUCAUCAGAGAAUUCACACUGGAGAAAAACCAUAUCCAUGCACCCAGUGCAGCAAAAGCUUCCGUCAGAACUCAGACGUUAUCAAACAUCAGAGAAUCCACACUGGUGAAAAACCAUAUAAGUGUAAUGAGUGUGGGAAGGCUUUCAGUCAGUGCUCAGCUCUUAUCCUACAUCAGAGAAUCCACACUGGUGAGAAACCAUACACUGAUCAGUGUGGCGAAAGCUUUAGUCGACGUUCUGAUCUUGUUAACCAUCAAAGACUCCACACCAGUGAGAAGCCAUAUAAAUGUGAUGAUUGUGAAAAAACCUUCAGCAGUUGUAUGGAUCUUGUUGAACACCAGAGAAUCCACCCUGGAGAGACACUUUACCAGUGUGUUCAUUGCGGCAGAAGUUUUAGCCAACUCUCUGAUCUUAUUAAUCAUUAGAAAGUCCAUUCUGGAGAAGGCAAUAUAGAUGUGAUAAGCAUGGGAAAACCUUUAAUGUAUACACCAAUUUUAUUUAGCAUCAGAGACACCAUACCAGGAAAAAAAACCGCUAUGAAUGAUAUUGAUGGUUAUGAAAAAGGCUUUAAUCAAUUCUCAACUCUUGUAUUACACUAAAACACACACUGGGGAGAAAAGAGUAAUUUUCAGGAUGAAAGUCUAAUUCAGAGUGCAGACAGCAUUACUAAAGGAAAAUUCUGAAGAGGAGACUGCAGAUUGUGGGGGAACCUUCCAUGUAAAUAAAAAUUUUACACAAUGUCAAUAACAAUGGAAAAAAUUCCUAUCUUUGUUAUAAUUAUUAUGUAAGAAAAGUUCUAGUCUUUCACUGAAACAAAUUGACAAUAGGAAAAUUUUAUCGUAAGAAAUGUGUUUAACAGUAUUAAUGUAGAACCUUAUCAGAUACUAGAAAAAUCAGUGUGGGGAGGUGUUCAGUCAGAACUCAAUAGGAACUGUAUUAGUGCUAUAUACUCUCAAACCUUUAGUGAACCCAACUUAAUUAUUGUGUAUCAGAGAAGUUAUAUUAGAGAAUGUAGGGAGAACUUAUAUUCCCUCCAUACCUUAAUUGGUUUUCAUUCUGAUAUCACAUUUAUCCUCUGAUAGCUGGGGAGUCUUACCUUAUGCUAAUGCUAGUUAUCUGUCUUUAAAUUUACUGUGUGUAAACAUGCUGUGCUAUUCUGGCAUUGAACUAGGAGUCAGGUAGCCAGAAGCAUGAGGAAUAGAAACUUUUUACUGCAUAUAUUCUCAUAAGGCUUGACUUUUUAAAAUUAUCUGUAUAUAUUAUCCAUUUAAAAAAAUAACCAAAGUAAAUAAAAUUGUUGAACUAAGGACUAAAAACCCAAAACCAAA